Messenger RNA from Microcebus murinus (gray mouse lemur), 4209 nucleotides. RefSeq names its product GTP binding protein 8 (gene GTPBP8). Lineage: Eukaryota; Metazoa; Chordata; Mammalia; Primates; Cheirogaleidae. Gene Ontology annotation, molecular function: GTP binding. Gene Ontology annotation, cellular component: mitochondrion. The record is from RefSeq and is a predicted model, not a curated record.
AUUUUCUUCCUAACACAAAGUUUGAGGUCUAAAUUUCAAUGUGACCAGAUCUUUUUCAUAGUUAAUCCCUGCUAUUCAGAUCAAUUUCUGGCAUACCAAGCACUCAAUUAAUGUUCAUUACUAUUGUUAAAACAUGGAGAAAGUGACCGUAGGAAAAGGUCUUAUAUAAACUGGACACUGAGACCUAAACCAUUACCUCUCUGUACACAUAGAAGUAAAUUUUCCUCGUGUCCCUGGCUUCUGUCAGGGCAUUCAAACCAUGUCUGCUGAAGGAUAGGAGCUAAUCAGGUGUGUACUGUGGUUGCUGACUCUCUGAUGUCCUGGAUGCUGCCUUCCUAUCCAGGCCUGCAAAACUUGCCUUCUUCGUGUCUUAGAUGCAUUCCCUCCCUCAACCUGAUAUCUAUAACAUUUGGACAUACAUUGGCAUCACUCUGGACCCAGUGGCCAUUCAUUAUAGAAGCAGACAUCACAGAUAGAACAAAUGAGGUGAUCCAGUCCUAAUAGUAAGAUCCCACUCCUACCUAUCUUCUUUCUUUUCUCCUUAGCUAAACAUGACAGAGUAUAACCAUGGCAGUUAGGUCAGAGGAAUUUUAGCAAUAAAAGCUGAUUCUAAGGACCAUGUGUAAAGUAUGUGACACCCAAAAAUCUUGCUAACUUUGUGGUGUAAGACCUGUGCUACCUCCUCAACUAUCAAAAUAAAAGGCAUUUUUUCUCAGAAGGAUGGUCAUAAACACAUCGUAAAUGGUAUUGGUAACAGGCCAUGUGAUUAUCUGAGGUGAGCAUUCCAGGCAGAAGUGCAAAGACUCAGACACAAGUGCGUGUAUGGCUCAUUUGAAAAACAGCAAAGAUACCAGUGUGGUUGGAAUGGAGUCAAUGAGGAGGAGAAUGGUAGUAGAUGAAGUCAGGCAAGUAAGAGUAGGGGAAGUAAAAGGAAAAUCAGGUAGGUCCUUUUAAGUUAGUGCAAGAGCUUCAACUUUUCUUUGAGUGAGACAGGAAGCUGUUGGAGCUUUUAGCUUAUAUUUUAACAGGAUGAUGGUUGCGGCUGUUUUGAGAAUGAACUGAAGAGGGUAAAGGGUUAAAGUUGGGUGACCAGUUUGGAAGUUAUUGCAAUAAUCUAGGUAGGAGAUAAUGGGGCUUAGAUCAGGGUGGUAGCAGCAGAUGUGCUAAAAAGUGUCAAAUUCAGGAUAUGUUUUGAUGGUAAAGCCAAGAGGACUGCUAUUAGAAUGAAUGUUCAGUAUAAGAGAAAGAGUCAAGAAUUGUCCCCAAAAGUUUCAGCUGGAUCAACAAGAAGAAUAGAGUUGCCAUUUACUGAGAUAGUAAUGAAUGCAAAAAAAAAAAAAAAAUUAGGAGAGAAUGCAAAUUAUGUUUUGGACACAGUAAGAGAUGCAUAUUAGAAAGCAUGGGUUUCUAAUCUAUACUCCUCUUUUUUUCACACCCACUAGGACUAAAACCCUAUCUGAAUCUCAGCCUUGACUUAGUCCUGAUCUAGGAGACUAGGUCCUGACUCCCAGUCUACAGCUACUGGCUAGAGUCCUACUUCAUACAGACAGACCACCUGGAACCAAGAUGCAGCCAACACCAGAUUUAGUAUGCUAUUGCCAGAACCCAGAAAGUUCUAUUGCAACAUCUCAUCCACUGGGCUUGAUUCUCUUUAACAUUGAGUUGGCCUAAUUUUCUUGAACUUUGAUAAUUCUCUGUAGACCCUAUGAUUUUCAUUGCAGCUCUACAAUGGGGUUAGUUGUCAUAAGCUAAUUCCUCACAAUUCUAGCUCUCUCCUGCUCUCACUAGUGGGUCUCACUGCUAUGCAUGUCUCAUCUUUGACCUUCUGUCUGCAUUGGAAAUUAGGGAAGAGUUUGAUCACAUGUGUCCAAGAAAAACAGUAUAUUAUUGACUCCAAACCAUCUCUCUAAAGUUUUAUAUGACUUUUUUAUAUCAAUGCUUUAAAAAAAUGGAAUGAAAGAGAAAAACUAAAGAUUAAAUAGUCAAGUGGUUUUCCUAGUCAUAUUUAUUUCCUUUGGAUCAUUUGUUUGACUCCCACCCCACCUUUACAUGACAAUUUAUGUUGCAAAAACUUUACUGUCCAGUAAUUCUAAAAUGAUUUGUCCUGUCAAAUGAAAUCCAAAAUGAUGUAGAAUUCAGAGCCACUAAGGAUUACAAAAUGAGUACUAUGAGUCUACUAAUCCCUGAAUACCUCCAAAACCUGUCUAAGAAUUGCAAAAAGUCCUUUAUGAGCUGGUUUAUCUCCAAACCUGGGGCCCCAAUGUUUGGAAACGAAAUGGCACACAUGAAAGCACUUUCAAAGCAUAUCAUAUACACAGUAAUAUAUGUAUCCCAGAUUUCUGCUGUAUACGGUAAAGUGUUUUAUUACAGGGAAGUGAAAUUAGGGAUUGGAGGGAGCCUUAAAGCCUCAUGCAAAGAUUAAUCACAAAUUAGCCUGCCAGAAGUAGGUCAGGCUGCUGUACUGGCUACCCUCAAAGUUGCUGGUUCUGCUCGUUAUAGUUUUGAAUCAUAUUUAUUUAAGAAUUGCCCUGUUUAAUUACUGAACAACCUGGGGAAUAGAUCAAGAGGCCAUGAGUUACCAUUGCUCUGUUGAUUGCUGCUGCUGUUUGAAAAGACCUACCAUUUUUUAUAUAAGAAUAUUUUUCAGUCAUUUACUUCAUCAUAUAAUACCUGUAUCUCCCAUUCCAGCACCGAUUAGCUUAAAUGGCAUUGAGAAGAAACCUGAAAUAAGAUGUCGUUAUAGAACUUCCGUGUAACAAUUCUGUAAGCCGUGUGCAACACCGUUUUUGUAAGAAGUUGCUAAAGUUUAAGUACAUUUCCCGCAGUGACAGAGAAGGCUGAAAUACUAACAGUUCCUCCCCUGAAAACGAGGUGCUAUGCCAACCACUUUUCUCACCGGCCCUUAUCUUUUUUGCGAAGGUGCUUUUCCUAGUGACGUGGACGUAUGACAAACGUCAACGAGCUAUAAGACAAGCAGAAAUUGUGAAGAUAAAACGGGCCGGGAAUUCACCAGAGUUUCACACUUUUUCGCAUUCACUUGAGACUCAAGGCCACAUAACCAGGUGGGACUGUCACCUGUGGAAACCGUUUAACAUCCUCCCACAGCGAUGUACUAGUCAAAGGCACAGGUGUUAAGCACAGGGUGUUUAAAAAAAAAAACAAAACACCCGCCUCCGCCAGCCUUCAGCGCACGGGACUCCAGCACCCACACAGGACAGAGCGGCGACAGCGGAGACUACAACUCCCAGCAGGCGUCGCGGCAGCGGGGCUCACGCACGCGCAGCCGGAUCCUGGGAACCAGGGCCCGUGGCGGGCUUCCAGGACAGGAGAAUGGCUGCGCCCUGGGUGGGGCGUGCGACACGAAGGCUCUUAGAAGUGUCGGCGGUGCGGGGGCGCCUGAGCCGAGUUUAUAGCACGUCUCACGCUUUUGCUGAGGUGCUACAGCUGCCGAAGAAGCAGAUGACGAAGCUGGUGUAUCCGCUGCAGGACCUCGAGCAGUACCUGGUCCCGGACACGAGGCCCGACCUUCACCUGAGGAUCUACGACCCGAGCCUGGAGAAUAUCGCGAGGGCGGACACCAUCUUUACCGCCACCGCCCGGAACCGCAUCGAUUACGUCAGCUCCGCAGUCCGGCUCGACCACGCCCCGGACCUUCCCUGGCCUGAGGUAUGUUUUAUAGGCAGAAGCAAUGUUGGAAAAUCCUCCCUAAUAAAGGCUUUGUUUUCACUGGCCCCUGAGGUUGAAGUCAGAGUCUCCAAAAAACCGGGACACACAAAGAAAAUGAAUUUUUUCAGAGUUGGAAAACAUUUUACAUUGGUGGACAUGCCAGGUUAUGGCUAUAGAUCGCCUAAAGAUUUUGUUGACAUGGUAGAGGUCUAUCUGAAAGAACGAACAAAUUUGAAGAGAACAUUUUUAUUAGUGGACAGUGUUGUUGGAAUUCAAAACACAGACAAUAUUGCCAUAGAAAUGUGUGAAGAAUUUGCAUUACCUUAUGUGAUGGUAUUAACAAAAAUUGACAAAUCUUCCAAGGGACAACUUUUAAAACAAGUGCUUCAGAUACAGAAAUUUGUUAACACACAAACACAAGGAUGUUUUCCUCAAUUGUUUCCUGUAAGUGCUGUGACCUAUUCUGGAAUCCAUCUAUUGAGAUGCUUUAUAGCAAAUAUAACAGGAAAUCUUGACUAAUGGGGCUCCCGGUUUAGCCAAAGA